This is a messenger RNA of Salvia miltiorrhiza (redroot sage), 1427 nucleotides long. RefSeq lists its product as uncharacterized. The record is from RefSeq and is a predicted model, not a curated record. The transcript is spliced from 8 exons. Gene Ontology annotation, biological process: proteolysis. Bases 281 to 1252 code for a protein of 323 amino acids. Lineage: Eukaryota; Viridiplantae; Streptophyta; Magnoliopsida; Lamiales; Lamiaceae. Gene Ontology annotation, molecular function: cysteine-type peptidase activity.
CUUGUGAAUUUUUUUACUUAUUUAAUAGGUUAAGAAUAACAAAGGCAAUGAGCCUUUAACUUAUAUUAGUGCAUACGGAGUUAGAAUCAGGGGAAAGCCGGCAGCAAGUAUAGGAUCCCCUUUGGGUGAUGUUGGAAAGGGGAAAGAAGCAAGCUCUGGUAAGAACGUGGGAGUGCCGAAAGAUGAUCAGACGGCUAGAGGGACUGAUGCAGUGGUACUUCAAAAGAAGACAAGUUCAGGUGGUGAUCGUUUGCCACUAAUCCCAGUUAACUCAAAUAUCAUGACUGGAACAGCACGUAAUACCAUCACUUCAAAGAGGACAAUGUUGGCGAAAGGAGCAAAAUUUCGAUCACCAUUUUGUCAAAGGGAAAUUUCAACAACGAAGAAUCUAACCAAAUGUGAGAAGGAGUUGGGUAUAUACGCUAUGUACAAAGACACGCGUGAUUGGAAGGAGGUAUUGUUCGGAUUCAAAGAUACAGAGGUUAAUCGUUUUAACAUGCUAUCAAUGAGGACGGGUUCCCCAAUAGCGAAUGAUAUUGUGAACGCGUGGGCAAUUAUACUGAACGAUAGAGAAAAUUUUCGAUCAGAUUUGUCUCCAUUGCGAUUUUUUGCCAGUACCAAUUUAUAUAUGGACUGUAUUGAAGCCAAUGGAAUAUCAUACGACAAUCAGAGAUCCACAUUCUUUAUUUUGAUGACCAUGGAGAUACAAGAGUACCACCAAAACAAAAUAAACCUCAUAGAUAUGUACUUUUUCCCAGUAUACAGAAAAGGUUUAUACUAUGCCGUGUGUGUGGAUCUUCGGAAGGGACGUGUGUUUGUGUUGGAUAGUGCACUGGACAUUACUGCUAAUGAAGAAAAUGACAUAUAUGAGGAAGUGUGCAAUACUUUUAAAAAACUUUUGUCGGAUUUACUAAAAUACAAUAAUGAAGAGCAGAAAGCAAAGAUAGUGAUGAAUUCAAAGAUGCAUGUUGUGAAGAUGAAAUGGGCAGAUCCACAUAACACUAUAGAUACUGGCUUGUAUCUAAUGAGGCAUUUGGAGAUGUUUAUGGGCGACGCGAGUGCUAGUUGGAAGUGUCAGUUCUUAUCGACACCGCAAAGACAGUUGUGGAUAAUGCAUGUACGUUAUGGUGCGGCAAUGAUCAAUUGGGAUGGCAAUAAAGUGAAAGGGAAUAUUGUGGUUCAAGCAUCAAGAGUUUAUCAGGACUUAAGUAAAAAGCCAGAGUUCGACGCCGACAACCUGUUGCUUAAUUGAUUCUAUUAUGAUUCUGGUUUUCGAGAAAUUUUAUUUUUCAAUUAAGUGUGCAAUGACUCAUUAAAUUGCACUGAUUAUUCUUUGUUUACACUUUGUUUACAGACUGCCACUUUGAUGUUGAAUUUGGUUUUGAUACUCACUAUUUUAAAAUAUGAAUGGAAAAGAACUAUUUAUU